AUGCGCGGGCUCGGGGUGUAUAAAAGCAGUCGUCACGCACACGAAUCCUCCUCGGCCUCUUCCCCGAAGCAACUUACCCACUCACUCCCGAGAGUAUGGCCUCCUCCUACCUUUCGCACGCGCUGCUGCUGCUGCUCGUCGCGUUGCUCGCGCCGCCCCGGCUGGCUUCCGGCUGCGACCGCUGCGUGCGCCGCUCCAGAGCGGCUUACUACACCGCCUCGCUCACCCUGACUGCCGGUUCUUGCGGGUAUGGCACGGCGGCCGCGACCUUCAACGGCGGCGGAUUCCUCGCCGCCGCUGGCCCUGCGCUGUACCGGGGCGGCGUCGGCUGCGGCGCAUGCUACCAGGUGAGAUGCAAGGACAAGAAGCUGUGCAGCGCGGCGGGCGCCCGGGUGGUCGUCACGGACCGCGCCAGGACGAACCGGACCGGCCUAGUGCUGAGCAGCCCGGCUUUCGCCGCCAUGGCCCACCCAGGCAUGGCCGCGUCCCUCACCAAGCUCGCCGCCGUCGACGUCGAGUACAAGAGGGUACCUUGCGAGUACAGGCACAAGAACCUCUCGGUCAGAGUCGACGAGAGAAGCCGUGGCCCCAACGAGCUAUCCAUCAGCUUCCUCUACCAAGGCGGCCAAACCGACAUCGUCGCCGUCGACGUCGCCCAGGUUGGGUCGUCGAGCUGGAAGUUCAUGACGCGGGAGCACGGUCCGUCGUGGAGCAUGGCCAACGCGCCGCCGGGGCCGCUGCAGCUCCGGCUGGUGGUGACCGGCGGCUACGACGGGAAGUGGGUCUGGGCCGACCGGGAGGUCCUGCCGAGGCGGUGGCGCGCCGGCGAGGUCUAUGACACGGGGGUCCAGAUCACUGACAUCGCGCAAGAAGGCUGCUUCCCCUGCGACACGCACGAGUGGAAGUGAUGCGCGCCAAAGAAAUUCAGAGGCGAGCUAUAGCUGCACUUCUCCUGUCACUGCCAUUUUGGUUGGGCUUUGACGAUGAGAAGAAGACGACGAUGGCUCGGCUCCGUUAGAGAUUUCACUGACCCGAUUAGAGUCCUCCUAAUCCCUCGGCAACUUCAGACUCUCUCUUUCAUUUCUUCGUCUUCUUCUUUUUCCAACUUCACCUGUACAUGAGCUGCUGAUGUGUAAGAUAAAUUAAGCAACUU
This is a messenger RNA of Oryza brachyantha (malo sina), 1153 nucleotides long. RefSeq names its product expansin-like A1. The record is from RefSeq and is a predicted model, not a curated record. The transcript is spliced from 5 exons. Gene Ontology annotation, cellular component: extracellular region. The coding region runs from base 96 to 908 and encodes 270 amino acids. Lineage: Eukaryota; Viridiplantae; Streptophyta; Magnoliopsida; Poales; Poaceae.